GCUGUUAUAGGAAAGUAAUCAACUUCAGAGUUGUGACAUUAACUCACCAUUACGUCGCUGAUUAUUUUCCUAUUGCAGAAUACCCUCAUGUGUGUUAUUCCUUACCUGUGCUUUCAGCUACUGUAACCUUGCCUACACAUUGGUUGUGAAAUUAUAGCAAGAUGUACUUCACCCCUAAUUUUAUCACAGAGUAACAAACUCGCCCUUACAUUAAUGAAUCUGUCUCCAGUACAGCCGUCUAUAGGCCUCUCUCACUACCUCCACACUUCCCCUCUGUCUUUUUUCUCUCUCCCUCAGGUGUGUUGGGAUCACGUUGGGAUGAGAUGGGUGAUGGGCAGGUGGUGGGGGAGGGGUGCGGCCCCUACACCUUCUUUGACAGAUUUGUGCAGGCGUCGACAUGCAGGGAGACCCUGCGGGCGUUUCAGGAGCUCUGCUCUGAGCUCCACCUGCAGCCAGGAGACAAUCCACUCUUCUACAAGACCCUGAGGUCCAGACUGCACUACUGGAGAGCCAAAGCUCUGUGGGCCAAGCUGGACAAACGAGCCAGCCAGAAAGAGUACCAGAGAGGCCAUGCUUGUUCUAACACUACAUGUCUGAUAAUAGGCGCAGGACCGUGUGGGCUUCGCACGGCUAUCGAGUUGAGUUUUCUGGGCGCGAGGGUGGUGCUGGUGGAAAAGAGGGACACUUUCUCCCGGAACAACGUCCUCCAUCUGUGGCCUUGUACCAUCCAGGAUCUGCGUGGCCUCGGAGCCAAGAAGCUCUAUGGAAAGUUCUGUGCAGGGGCCAUCGAUCAUAUUAGUAUUCGUCAGCUGCAGCUCAUACUGCUGAAGGUGGCUCUGCUCCUGGGUGUGGAGGUUCAUGUGAAUGUGGAGUUCAGGAGUCUGAGGGAGCCUCCGGAGAACCAAGAGCACCAAAGUAAGAUCACAGCUAAUAAAUGUUUUGUUCUCGUUUCCAUUUUAGAGUUGAGCUGUACUGUUCAUGGAGAGUAAAUAUUUAAAUCAUCUUGACCUCUGAUUCCAUUCCCACGGCUUACAGAGUGGCUUUUUUUUUUUUUUUUUAAAUGUAGCUGGCAACCGGCUUCAGAACGUUUGGAUUUGAUUGACUAUUCACACUUCUGUGUGUACACACUUCCAUUCAUCAGUGAAUGAGCAAGAUAUAGUCACAUAUAAUUUUAAAAAAUGUUCACUGUAUCAUGUCGUGAAGCAGUGGCUCGUAAAUGUGGCUUUGUUGUUUGCACUUUUAGCCUCUUCCUGUGAAAUUAGGCUAUUACCUGGCCACAGUUAGUGAUGAUAAGUAUCAGACUCCCUAAUAAAAUCUAGAAGCCUGACCUGUGAGAUUGCAUUACAUUGGCAAUUCCACCUACAUACAGUUUGUCACAGCAACAGUGUGCAACAUGGUUUCCUCAACUCGGUUACUUAACCAUAUUUAAUGCAACGAAGCUGUUGUGAAGCUUAAUUCCACAGUUAUUCACUGAGAUUUUACAUUUACAUCACCCAGUGUCUUCUCCGUCCUUCCGCUUUCAUGGCACACUCUUAGCUUGGGCUGUCUUCUCACUCUCAGAUGUCCUGCCCAAAGACCAACUGAUGUCUGUCUCUACAGUAUCUACAAAGUUACUUGUAAAUAACCAGUAUGAGACUGAAAAAGGAUUUGUACAGAAAACAUACCACACUGAAAAGCAAAAGCUUCAUUGCACUGUUCUUAUGUUGAUUGAUCUCUUCUUAUGUUCUUUGAUCUCUUUUUUUUAAAAUGCUGACUUUAUGUUGGAACGGAAUAUAAUUCAUGUCCUAUCACUGCAUUUCACUUUCAUCAGUGUGGUGAAGUCGUGCUACGCUG
Ictalurus furcatus (blue catfish) is the source of this 1833-nucleotide messenger RNA. RefSeq names its product protein-methionine sulfoxide oxidase mical3b-like. The coding region runs from base 324 to 989 and encodes 221 amino acids. The record is from RefSeq and is a predicted model, not a curated record. Gene Ontology annotation, molecular function: FAD binding. The transcript has 3 exons. NCBI's taxonomy places the organism in Eukaryota, Metazoa, Chordata, Actinopteri, Siluriformes, Ictaluridae.